CUUUUCUUGAACUGCAACCUUCGCUCCCUCCCCCGGCCCUCUCUCUCUCUCUCUCUCUCUGUGGCGCGCACACACGAACACUCUGGUUUUCAUUCUUUUAGAUUCGUAUUUCCAUUGCUUUUCAUAUUCUCUCUUUUCAAUAUUCUUCCGUUUUCUGCCAAGGAGAAAAAUAAAAAUGUAUAGAUCGGCGAGCUGGAGCCGCGUUUCUGACGGCGACGAUUACUUUAAGCAUGGACCCUCACCUUCGACGAAGGAGUCGCCGAGCAUGCAGAGACUGACAGGUUCGUUUGAAAGCAAUAAUGAGUUGCCUGUCUAUGACCCUAUCGCGGAGUUGGCUAAGAAAGAGAGGGCACGCGUCAAGUUUGCAGAGAAUGCCGUUCAUGUCAUACCCUUUGUCCUGCUUCUCUGCGCCACCGUUCUCUGGUUCUUCUCUAAUCCGGAAGUGGAUGUGGGAAUCAGAGGAGAUUCAGCAGCGGCAAGAAUCGAAGGAUUGACACUCGAAGGAGAAUUUGAUAAUGAUAGUGAUGGCACUCAAACGGGUGCUUUGCCGAUAGUCGAUUUUGGGGAUAUAGACUCACCGAAACAAGUCGAAGGUCGCAAGGGUCCAAUCAAAUUGGCCCACAGAUCUUUCAAAUGAUGCCUCCGUGGGUAAUGCAUUACAGUACUGCUAUGUUUUUAACUUUUUGCCUACAUUUUGCCCUUCAAAAAAAGAAAAAAAUUGCUACGACAUUGUUUUGCUCUCGGCAGAUUCUAUAGGGACGGCAAUGGAAUAAAAAUAUUUUGUGUCGUGGAUUAUCAAUAUUUUUUCAAUUCAUAACAUAAGCAGUCAAGUUUGAAUAAUUUAUAAAUUUACUGUUUAAAUAGUGAUA
This is a messenger RNA of Juglans regia (Persian walnut), 869 nucleotides long. RefSeq lists its product as uncharacterized. Bases 176 to 637 code for a protein of 153 amino acids. The transcript is spliced from 2 exons. NCBI's taxonomy places the organism in Eukaryota, Viridiplantae, Streptophyta, Magnoliopsida, Fagales, Juglandaceae. The record is from RefSeq and is a predicted model, not a curated record.